CGUUUGUAGGCUCACUCAACUAGCUAGAGAGAGAUUAGAGAGAUAAAAGAAAGGAGCGUCUUUAACCAGCUUUUCUCUUACCUUUUGGUUUGUGCCCUGUUCCUUAAUUCUGUAGAAUUAUACCCUAUGAAUUCCAUAAUUAAUUUCUUUUCCCUCAUUUCCAAGAAUAUAAAAGAAUUUUGUUUGAAAUAUUGCUGAUUUGGUGCCGAAUACUUACAUUGUUUUGUUGUUGUAACUUCUCAUUAAGCAGAAAAUACUCAAAAAAGAGAAAAGAAGGAAAAUUUGUUUGCUUUUGUGUUGAAUCCUUCAAUAACAAGAUGAAGUUCUCAAUUUUGAAUUUUAAUUUCAAAGUUCAGCAACAGUUUGCUCUUGGGUUGAUAAUGAUGUUAAUGGUGUCUUUUUGUGGUGGAUUUACUCAUCCAGAUGAUGUUUUUGCAAUAAAUAGUUUAUAUGCUGCUCUGGGAAGUCCUCCAUUACCUGGUUGGAUUCCACAAGGAGGAGACCCAUGCUUGGAAGCUUGGCAAGGUGUACUUUGUGUCAAUUCCAACAUUACUGGAAUAUCUUUGAAUAAUGCUAAUUUGGGAGGAGAAUUAGGCACUAAUUUGAAUUCUUUCUCAGCACUUAUAUCAAUAAACCUCAGUGGUAAUCGCAUCGGAGGUACACUUCCUGCUAAUUUACCUCCGACUAUCCAGACCUUGUUCCUUUCCGAUAAUCAGUUUACUGGAAGCAUUCCCGACUUGUCUCCAUUAAGUCAAUUGACUGACUUGUCGCUGAACAAGAACAAUUUGACGGGGGGUAUACCCGAUUGCUUUCAACUACAUCAUGGUUUAAUCAACUUGGAUCUCUCGGAAAAUAACUUAACAGGCCCCUUGCCACCAUCGAUGGGGAACUUGUCUUCUCUUACGACACUGCACUUGCAGUCUAAUGAACUCUCAGGACUCCUUGAUGUCAUACAAGACCUCCCCUUGACUGAAUUAAAUAUAGAGAACAACCAAUUCUCUGGCCCUAUACCUGCAAGACUGCUGACUAUUCCGAAUUUCAGAAGCACCGGAAACCCGUUCAAUACCAGUGUUCUUCCAUCUCCUCCUUCUGCAUCCCCAACAUUAACGCCUGCAACAAAUUCAUCUUUGCCUGGACAGCACCCUUCCGAAGAAAUACACAAGCAGCCGUCUGAUAGCCCAUCUACUGACACAUCAAAUACCUCAAAGUCAAGCAAAUACAUGAAAUCCAUUAUUACUGCGGCUGUUGUUGUGCUGAUUCUUCUUGCUAUUGUGCUGGGGAUGUGGUUUUGUUUCGCAAAAUGGUGCAAGGCAAGGCAAACAGGUGAUGGGUUUACCAAAGGGAAUGUAAAACCCUUGAAUGGGAAAGGUGAAAAACCAAAAUAUAAUGAUUCCUUACCGCAAACUAAUACUCAAGCUGGUAAAGCGUAUAAAGAGGCAUCUUUUAAAGUCCCAUCUUUGAGCAAUGUAGAUGAGAAACCGGUGAUAUUUGCAAAAGAGGCUUCUCCAGUUGCCCCGAUUAAGGAUGCUCAUUGCAUAGACAUGACAGAGACUACUUUCAGUUCGAUGAAGACGCAACCAGUGCCCCCUCCUCGUCACUAUUCUAAUGAGAACAUAAAUUUGAAACCAAUAUCACCAACAGUGACUGAAACACAAAAGUCGUCUUUCCCGAGCUCUAUAAAGUCCUUCACCAUUGCCUCACUUCAACAGUAUACUGACAGCUUUUCUCAAAUGAAUCUCAUCGGUGAAGGCAUGGUAGGCAGUGUUUAUAGAGCUGAACUUCCGGAUGGAAAGCUUGUGGCAGUGAAGAAACUCAACAAUGCCACUUCAAAACAGCAGAGAGAAGAUGAAUUUUCCCAGCUAGUUUCUUUGAUCUCUAGUAUUCAGCAUGAAAGUGUUGUCAAGCUUGUUGGAUACUGCACGGAGUACGGGCAACGGCUGAUCAUCUACGAAUACUGCAACAAUGCUACAUUGUAUGAUGCACUGCAUCUCGAUGACGAGAUUCAUAAAAGACUUUCAUGGAAUACACGUAUUAGAAUUGCACUUGGUGCAGCAAAAGCCCUUGAGUACUUGCACGAGGUCUGUCAACCACCCGUUGUACAUAAGAACUUCAAAUCUGCUAAUAUUCUCCUUGAUGAUAAAUUUGAGCCUCUAAUAUCGGACUGUGGCCUAGCGUCUGUGCUAUCCCACACUUAUACUGCUCAGGUUUCAGGUGGCUAUGGUGCACCAGAACUCGAGUUAGGAACAUAUACUAAACAAAGUGAUGUUUUUAGCUUUGGGGUAGUCAUGCUGGAACUUCUUACUGGACGAAAAUCCUAUGACAGUACACGACCACGACCUGAGCAAUUUCUUGUAAGGUGGGCUAUUCCCCAGCUGCAUGACAUUGAUGCAUUAUCGAAGAUGGUAGAUCCUUCACUAGAUGGAUCGUAUCCCUCGAAAUCACUAUCCCGUUUUGCAGAUAUAAUUUCCCUUUGUGUACAGGCCGAACCAGAAUUCAGACCUCCCAUGUCAGAAAUAGUGGAGGACCUUGUAAACAUGAUCCAAAGAGAAUCAUAACCUUCAGAAAUCAAGAGGAGAUAUUAUAUUAUCUGAAGAAUUGCGGGAUUGCCAACCGCAAGGGCAACGCGGAUAAAGCAAGUAGUUGAUAUGAUUUUAGACGACAAAACGUUUUGAGCUUGCAAAGUGAGCGAGCUAUGUACCAUAAGCUAACAUGAGUUCAUUGUUAGUAGCCUAGUAGGUAAAUGACCAAAGCUUCUAUCAAUGGAAAUCUUGGAAAUUCUCUAUCCAUAUUUUCAGGAAUUCCUAUAUAACCUUUGUUCAUCACACUGAUGGGCACUUUAGGGUGUAUGUUGUACUGUUAUUUAAGAGAGAGUUUGCUGCUUUUUGAGUGGUGUGGUGUAAUAUUAAGGAAAAUCAAUUCUAGGGUUCUUCAGUCCUAUACUUUCUUUGUUUUUUUUGAAUUUGCUUUAGUUUGUGAUAUUCCUUCUUGUAAAAUGUUACUUUCACUAGCAAACUCGAGAGACACAAGAGUAGCUUCUUUUAUAAAGUAUCGAGAGACACAAGAGUAGCUUCUUUUAUAAAGUAUCGAGAUUCGGAUAUCGACGUUUGAUACAUGUUUGAGAGUUGAGCUUGUCAAUGCUUGAACUUCUGAGUAAAGGACUAUUGUCCGAAAAUUGUACCAUGUAAAUGUUUGAUUUUUUAUUGAGGAAAAUCAAAGUUAUGCAUUUCAUUCUAGUAGUUAAUAGUUACUACGGUCAUUGUAACAACUAUUGUUAAUUAACUGAUCUUGUUUUAAUUAUGCUUCUUUAUCUAUAAUGUGAAAUAUAAUUAUGUGAGAUUGGGUUU
Messenger RNA from Amaranthus tricolor (Joseph's coat), 3344 nucleotides. Its product is annotated as protein STRUBBELIG-RECEPTOR FAMILY 3-like. The transcript has 17 exons. The record is from RefSeq and is a predicted model, not a curated record. NCBI's taxonomy places the organism in Eukaryota, Viridiplantae, Streptophyta, Magnoliopsida, Caryophyllales, Amaranthaceae. The coding region runs from base 318 to 2555 and encodes 745 amino acids. Gene Ontology annotation, biological process: protein phosphorylation. Gene Ontology annotation, molecular function: protein kinase activity; protein binding; ATP binding.